This is a messenger RNA of Oncorhynchus keta (chum salmon), 3420 nucleotides long. Its product is annotated as phosphofurin acidic cluster sorting protein 1-like. Gene Ontology annotation, molecular function: transmembrane transporter binding. Gene Ontology annotation, biological process: protein localization to plasma membrane. The record is from RefSeq and is a predicted model, not a curated record. NCBI's taxonomy places the organism in Eukaryota, Metazoa, Chordata, Actinopteri, Salmoniformes, Salmonidae. Bases 374 to 3100 code for a protein of 908 amino acids. The transcript is spliced from 23 exons.
GGCGUGUGUCAGAGAGAGAACGAACGCACGCACGCACGCAAACCAUAUGCACCUGCUCUGACGCCCUAACUCUCACAUUCAUAUUAUUGAGAAGAACUGUUGCCAGGACUGGAGUGCAUCUUUAACGAGAGGCGUAGCUAUUCAGUUGUGCUCCCCGGAGAAGAAAUUUCCGCUUCCUGCUGUGAAAAACAUCGAACUUUUGACCUAAUCGCAUCAAAUGUGGACUGCAGAACAGAAAAACAAGCAAGAAGUAAUGUAAUUCUGUAUAUGAAAGCGCAAUUUAAAGCAUCCGAGUGUGCUGAAAAUAUCGGUAUGCACAAGUCGGGAAACUGAAUGAAAGGUAUUUUUCUUCCACAUCUAAAACACCUUCAAUAUGUCGGAGAGAGGGGGUCUCCCGCGGAUUGGGGGCACGCCAUCUCCAUAUAUGCAGCCGUCCAAGACACUAACUAUCUCCCCGAACCGUCCGGUUCAAAUGAACCUGUAUGCAACCUGGGAAAUUGAUCGCUCAUCUCCAAGCUGUGUGCCCAGGCUCUUCACUGUUACCCUGAAGAAGCUGCUGAUGCUUCAGGAGCUGGACAGAGACCUAACCUCUGUUGUCAUUGCAGUCAAACUCCAGGGAUCAAAGCGCAUUUUACGUUCCAAUGAGAUCCUGUUGGCAUCGGCUGGACUUACUGAGACUGAUCUUCAGCUGACAUUCUCCUUGCAAUAUCCACAUUUUUUGAAACGAGAUGCCAACAGACUGCAGAUCAUGUUGCAGAGGAGGAAGAGGUACAAGAACCGCACCAUUCUGGGCUAUAAGACCCUGGCUCUGGGCCUUAUCAACAUGGCAGAGGUGAUGCAGCAUCCCAGUGAGGGAGCCCGUGUGUUGGCUCUCCACACCACAGUGAAGGACACGGCUGUGACUGUGGCUGAGAUGAGGGUCUACUCGCUCUCCAGCCAGCCCAUCGACUACGAGGUGUCCAAGGCCAAACUGUCAGACCGCUCCCCUGACAUUGACAACUACUCUGAGGAAGAGGAAGAGAGCUAUUCAUCAGAGCAGGACGGGAGUGAUGACCCUGCUCACAUUCAGUAUCUGUUCGACGAAGAAGAUGACAUGAGGAAGAAGAAGCACAGACGCAAACUCACCUCUGCAGCCUCCAUCACCAGAGGUCAUCCCAACAUCAAGCAGAAGUUUGUGGCCUUGUUGAAGAGGUUUAAAGUGUCUGAUGAGGUGGACUUUGGCCUGAAGCACGUGUCCCAGGAGCACAUCCGUGAUGUGGAAGAGGACCUGGAUGAGCUCUAUGACAGUCUAGAGAUGUACAACCACAGUGACAGCGACCCAGAGAUGGAGGAGACGGACAGCAUCCUCAGCACACCCAAACCCAAGCUCAGGCCCUUCUUUGAGGGCAUAUCCCAGUCCAGCUCACAGACCGAGUUUGGCAGUCUGAACAGCAGGUGCAGUCUGCCCAAAGACACCCUGUGCCCACAAGGAGAUCAGCCCCAAUCAGGCAAGAUGAACUGCACUCGCUCCCGCAACCUGGAUGACUCUAAGACAGACACUCAGGAGUUGAUUGAUCCGAAGGGGUUACUGGAGGCAACCGCCUGCAUCACUGUCUCUGUCCCAGAGAGGCUACCCAGGACCCCGACGAGGGAACUGAGGAGCAGCAACAGUGAGAGCCACACCACCAUGCCCUCCCCCAGGUUGAAUGGUGGGCACACACCCAGGCAGAGACGUGGGACGCCAAUGAAGGAGAGGCGAGCGCUGUCCAAACCACUGAGCGAACGCACCAACAGCUCUGACAGCGAGAGGUCACCAGAGCUCAGCCGCACCCCACAGCUGCCCAGGAAGGCUGUGUAUGACCAGUUGAAUCUGGUCUUCUCCUCAGACACUGUCCUACCAGACAGCCUAGUCCUGGUCAACACCAGUGAUUGGCAGGGACAGUAUGUGUCUGAGGUGCUACUGGCCCAGAAGCAGCCAGUAGUGUGUACCUGCUGUGGGGUGGAAAUUCAGGCUGUCCUCACCACCCUCCUCACACGCAUCCAGAAGUUCUGUAACUGUAACUCGUCCACGCCGCCGCCAGUCAAGGUGGUGGUGGCAGGGGGACAGAGCUACCUGGGGGCCAUCCUACACGUCUUUGUCAGUCAGCUGGCCAACAAAACAUCCGAUUGGCUCAGCCUCAUCCACUUCCUGGUUGUCCCCCUGGGCUGUCACCCUGUAGCCAAGCACCUGGCCUCCCUGGACCCUCGCUACAGUUCUGUGUUCCUGGACAAUGCCUGGAAAGAUCUGUUCAGCGGCCUUGAGCCCCCUCGCUCCACUGCAGACGGAGUGGACGUGGCAGCAAGGAUCAGGCAGUACAUCAGCAGCGUCUCUGUCACACACCAGUUACCUAUCGCUGAGGCCAUGCUCACCUGCGAGAACAAGAGAUAUGACGAAGACUCUUACCAGAAGUUUGUUCCCUUCGUUGGGGUGGUGAAAGUAGGGUUGAUUGAACCAACUCUGGCGUAUUCAGGUGGAGACACUGAAGAGGCUGUUAGUGUUAGCUUGGCUGUUCCCUCUACCUCUCCACAAUCUCAUGGAUCUCCCACAGGGAUGCCCAGAGAGGCUGCCACACCCCCAUCUCCCUCCCUGAGCAGCGGACUGGUGAGCCCUAACAUGUCCCAUGGGGUGGACACCAUUGGGCUGACGGUGGAUUAUUGGGUAGCGACAUGCUCAGAGCGGAAGAAGGAUGGGGAGCGGUGUGACAAGGGCUCCAAGAACACGCUGAAGAGUGCCUUCUGCUCCCUGCAGGUCAGCAGGCUGCCAGGAGGGGGCUCCACUGAGAACCAUCCCCAGGCCAACACCAUGGCCAUGACCAUGGUCACCAAGGAGAAGAACAAGAAAGUCUCCACCAUAUUCCUGGGCAAGAAGCCCAAAGAGAGGGAUGUAGACUGUAAAAGCCAGGUGGUUGAGGGCAUCACCAGACUCAUCUGUUCUACCAAGCAGCAGCAGACCAGCCUAAAAGUGUCUGUUGACGGUGUGGAGUGGACCGAUGUCAAGUUCUUCCAGCUGGCUGCCCAGUGGCCCACCCAUGUGAAGUACCUGCCAGUGGGGCUGUUUGGUUACAACAAGCCCGCCACCUAGAGGCCAACCCAGACAAGACAGCCACCUAGAGGCCAACCCAGACAAGACAGCCACCUAGAGGCCAACCCAGACAAGACAGCCACCUAGAGGCCAACCCAGACAAGACAGCCACCUAGAGGCCAACCCAGACAAGACAGCCACCUAGAGGCCAACCCAGACAAGACAGCCACCUAGAGGCCAACCCAGACAAGACAGCCACCUAGAGGCCAACCCAGACAAGACAGCCACCUAGAGGCCAACCCAGACAAGACAGCCACCUAGAGGCCAACCCAGACAAGACAGCCACCUAGAGGCCAACCCAGACAAGACAGCCACCUAGA